Molecule: messenger RNA, 5342 nt
Organism: Acanthochromis polyacanthus (spiny chromis)
Lineage: Eukaryota; Metazoa; Chordata; Actinopteri; Pomacentridae
Gene: uckl1b
Product: uridine-cytidine kinase 1-like 1b
Exons: 15
Coding region: 1584-3188 (534 amino acids)
Cellular component (GO): cytoplasm
Molecular function (GO): kinase activity; ATP binding
Source: RefSeq, a predicted model, not a curated record
GGCUGUGCUUAACAUGUUGUAAAAAAAAAAAGAACUCCCUUGGUGUGCAUUAUUAUUAGUUUAGUGUUACUUCAUCUCAGGGCUACAACCCUGCUGUGUGCCCGGGUAGCCAUAGAGCUGGUUGAAUGUUUGGCAUCGCAACCAGUUCAAGCUUCUUGUUUGGACGUCGCUUUCUUGCUUUGCAGCUGUCUUCUGGCUGCUUUUUAAAGUGGCAGCCACAGUCCCAAAACUAGCGUGAAGAUUAGAGGAAAACGCUUAAUUCCCUUGUGUUUCUAAUCUGUGGAUUUAACAAGGAAGUGUAACAGAAAUGAGCUCUUUUUAAGUUCACACUCCAGACAUUUAAAAGUGCUUUCAAUAUUGGUUUAAGUCAUAUUUAGUUGCUUCUUUAAGCGGUACGGCUCUCAAACUGUGGCCUGCGCAGUUUGUUUUUCAAUGCGCGGCAAAACAAUUAGUCUGUAUCCUCUGAACUCUGGGAAUAAUGAUUUGUUUGUCUGUGCAAGUUGUGGCCCGGCAGGAGUGUGCAUGUGCGUUUGUGUUUAUGCGCUGUGUGUGUCUGUGUGCGUGUGUGUGUUGCCUGGGGCUGUUCUUCCAACUGUCAGCUGAUAGAGCAGCAGAGGCAGUGUUGGGUUUCAUCAUGCUGUUUAUUCCCCCGUCUUCACUCCGAGCGAAGUCAGGGAGGGGACGCUCUGCUUUGUGUACGUACGUGUGUGUCCACAAGUGUGUGUGUGUGUGUGUGCAUGUUGUGGUGCUGACGUCUCCAGAGUUGAUAUAAGGUACAUAGAGACACGGCAAGUCCCUGCAGGGGGAGAGCAGAGGGGAGCACAUCACCUCCCCUCUGCAGUCUUCCUUCUCUCUCGUCUCUCCAUUUGUUCGUCUUUUCACCUCCCCUUCACAGCCUAAAGUCUCUCUUGUGAAUUCAGUCAGCUGCCUCAGAAUCAAAGAAUAAUAAGAAACAACAACGGGCUGUUUGUGUGUUCCUACUUUCCUUCCCAGUUUGUUUCUUCUCUGUCGCUCUCUUCUGGUCCCUCUUUAACCUCCAGUCACAUAUUGUGACACCGACUGUCAAAGACAGAUGACCCGAGCUUGGCAUGUGUGUUUAUAUAUGUGAGUGUGUGUGUGUCUGCGAGAAGUGGGAAGGUCUGCCUCUAACCUGAUGCUAUUAAUACCACCUAAUGAACAUAAUCUGGAGGGUAGGUUAUCCUCUUACGUUUGUUGGCUGGAUGACUGAGGGGAGGAGCAGAGGGCUAGCGAAAGAGGAGGGAAAAGCUGUGCUGUAGUUUCACACUGAGUGCGCUGUCUCUACCGAGCUGCAGUUCCUUCUCUCUCCCCCGACCGAGAGAAUGGGAGAAACAGAAAGCUAAACAGAUGUUUAAAGUUUCGUUUCUCAUCCAAGCUUGUCCCCCUCUAUAUUGUCCCUCCUCUGUCUCUCUUGAUGUGCUGUACCAGAGGGCAGUGCUCUAGAGUGCAUUGUUGUCCUUGAGUGUAUAUAUAAAUACUGGAUAUACCUGUUGGCACUCGUAUAGGAUUAAUACACAACUUGCGACGUAUAAACACUGGAAGUCUCCCUCAUAUUUUCUCCAGUUAUGAACUCUCUACCAGCUUACUCAGGAGCCAGAAUAUCUGGUUGUUGGACUCUAAGAUCCGAUGGCAGUGGAGGUGAAGGAUCACUGGACCGCCUUCUCCCCUCAGUAAGCACAGGGCUUUCACCCAGGAAAAGGACCACCAGCCAGUGUAAGUCUGAGCCACCUCUGCUACGGACUUCCAAACGAACCAUCUACACUGCUGGUCGCCCACCCUGGUACAACGAACAUGGAACUCAGUCCAAAGAGGCCUUCGUGAUUGGUCUGUGUGGCGGCAGCGCUUCAGGAAAAACAACUGUGGCCAGGAAAAUAAUUGAAGCUCUGGAUGUUCCAUGGGUUGUACUGCUUUCAAUGGACUCUUUUUACAAGGUCCUGUCUCAAGAACAGCAGAUCCUGGCUGCCAGUAAUGACUACAACUUCGACCACCCUGAUGCCUUCGACUUUGAUUUGCUGACACACACCUUACGCAAACUCAAACAGGGCAAGAGUGUGAAAAUCCCUGUGUAUGACUUUACAACUCAUGGAAGACAGAAGGAGUGGAAAACCGUGUAUGGAGCCAGUGUUAUCAUCUUUGAGGGGAUCAUGGCCUUCGCAGAUAAAGAGCUGUUGCAGCUGCUGGACAUGAAGAUCUUUGUGGACACAGACUCUGACAUCCGUUUGGUGCGUCGACUGAGGAGGGACAUUACAGAAAGGGGCCGAGAUAUUGAGGGCGUCAUCAAACAGUACAACAAGUUUGUCAAGCCAGCCUUUGAGCAGUACAUCGAGCCCACCAUGCGCCUGGCCGACAUUGUGGUGCCUCGUGGUGGCGGCAACAUGGUUGCGAUAGAUCUGAUUGUGCAGCAUGUUCACAGUCAGCUGGAGGAGAGGAAACUUCGCUGGGAUAUGGCAGCCCUGGCUUCGGCACACCAGGCCCAACCCCUCCCCCAAACCCUCAGCGUUCUGGAGAGCACACCCCAAGUCAGGGGCAUGCACACCAUCAUCAGAAACAAGGAAACCAGCCGUGAUGAGUUCAUCUUCUACUCCAAGAGGUUGAUGCGUCUGUUGAUCGAGCGAGCCCUGUCCUUCCUCCCCUCACAGGUCCACAUAGUUCAGACCCCCCAGGGAGAGGAUUAUGAAGGCAGGACUUUCCACGGGAAGAGGAUCACAGGCGUGUCCAUCCUGAGAGCCGGGGAGACCAUGGAGCCGGCCCUGAGGGCUGUCUGCAAAGACGUUCGCAUCGGAAAGAUCCUCAUCCAGACCAACCAGGACACAGGAGAGCCAGAGCUUCAUUACCUGCGUCUACCGAAAGACAUCAGUGAAGAUCAUGUGAUUCUGAUGGACUGCACGGUGUCCACCGGGGCAGCUGCCAUGAUGGCUGUACGGGUCUUACUGGAUCACGACGUUCAGGAGGACAAGAUCCUGCUGGUUUCUUUGCUCAUGGCUGAAAUGGGAGUCCACUCAGUGGCCUACGCAUUCCCACAGGUCAAAAUCAUCACCACAGCUGUUGACAAGAAGGUCAAUGAUCUCUUUCACAUCAUACCUGGAAUAGGAAACUUCGGGGAUCGAUACUUUGGAACAGAUGCACCCCCUGACUGGAGUGAUGAAGAGAUGGAUGAGCCCAGCUACUGAUGAAAUUACUGUUGGUGCACUUACCUUAUUGGGUGAUUCAGGACCGUGGCCCUGAGUGGACAAUAUGAGGACAUUCUCUUUGUCUCUGCCUGGCUAUAACAUUCAUCCUUCAAGAUUGCCUUGAAACUGAAAACAGGAGAAAACAUCUCUAAUGUCGCCUCCGGUUAAAUUUUAAAUUAAAUUAUUUUGUCUCGUGUAAAUGCUGUCAAGGAGAGCUGUGUUAUAAUGUCAGAAAAAUAUUUUUUAUUUGUACAGUAUGUUUUUAAGUCAUGUUUUAUUUCUGCGCUUUAAUUGUGACAAUCUAUUGAAAUUUGCCGGCGUGUUGUUUUGAAAAGAUUUAUCGAGCCUUAAGCCGUGUACUGUGGACGACACAACUGAAUGUGAAUUUGCACGUGACGGAAAAGAAGUAAAAGUCAAGCUUUUAAGGUUAUUCUUUACCAAAUACCUUCCUCACAACUUUGACGAAACUAAAAUCGGAACAUGAACUCAUGUUGCUCAACUACCAUCGCCAUGAGCGCUUUCUGAAGGACCAUUCAAUCGGAAAAUGUGUAGGUGUACAUCUGUCUUUUCUUUUCUUUUUUUUAGCUCUCUGGUUCACUCUUUUCCUUCAGCGUGGAUGCUGACCUAACCAGUUUAAAAGGAUGUUGAAAACUGUUUUUCAUUAUACAGCUUUAAGUAUGUGCUUGUGCUGUAUAUUUAUGCAGAAUAUCCUUCAUUUACAUACCUGUACUCUGCAUAGACCUGACCAGUCGGCCGGCAAGUCCUGCAUCUUUUUGUUGCUGCAGAAAUGGGUCAUGUGCAUUUAACAAACACAGAUUAAGUGUUUGUUUUCGGUCUCACAUGUCCUGAUUUAUGCUUCUGUUUUUCAUGCAGUAGAAUGGGAGUGUUUCUUUUUUGUUGUUGUUGUUUUUGUUUUUUUUAAAAAAGGGCUGUUUAGUUGCAGACACAAACUCAAAAUAUCCACAGGUCAGAGUGUGUUCUGAUCGUUCCCGCUCUUUUUACGUGGCGGCAACAUUGAAAUGAAUGUGAUACAUCUGUUAAAGCUCGUGCCUAUUUGAGAUUGCCUUGUUCUUUGUCGGAAAAUGUUUGCCAGACACAAGGUUGCACUCCACAAUAUUCAUCCUCGUCAGUAUUUCAACUCAUGAGACAAGUUGCUUCUAAAGUUCACUUUGAUAUCAGGAUAUAUUCUUUUCUACGAGUUCACAGCUAGUUAUUGUAUGUUUUUUUUGGUUUUUUUUGAGAAAAGGAAAUGCACAUCAUUAAGGGGAAAAAACAGUCAGUUUGUAAUGGAAAUCGCUGCAUCCUGUCAUUACUUUUAGUCACCUGUUACUGUAGAGUCACUGCUGGAUUCAGUGGUGAGGAAGUCAUUCUGUGCAGAAAUCCACUGAUUGUGUUUGCAGCCUCAUUGUUUGACUUCAUGCUCCUUUUGGCUUCACCAAUUCUGCAUGUUUUUUUAUAUAUAUAUUUAAUAAAAAGUGCAAUAGAGAUUUUAAUUUGCUCAUGGUGAAUAGUUUCAUUUAUGUUAACUGUCAAUUUAACAACCUACUGUGCUGCCAGUUAUCUGAAAAUACCCUUCAGUCAAGGUAAUUAAAAUACACCUCUAAGCACAUGGAGUAAGCUUCUCACCAUGUCUGAAUAAUCCGCAUAUAUUUUAUUUUUUUUUAAUCAAACAUUUCAAGACAGAAAGAUGCAUUACCUACACUGUAAAAAUGAACAGGAAGGAUAUUGUGGUUGUCCUCUUUUCAUGGAAAGUAACCUUGAUAUCUUCCAUCACUUUCCAUAAUUAUCACUCUGACAGCUGUCAAGACGUCAGCCACGGUAAAGUGUGAUUGACGCGCAUUUCACGAGGCUGAUGGACAAUUAGACAACAGUGGCCUGUUGGGCAGAUAUUGACACACAAGAGGCAUCGUCUUCUGAGCGAGGAGGUGUGAGAAGGACGGUCAAAAGACGAGCAAGAGCUAAGAAUAUCAGGAAACUCAGCGGCGCCGUUUUUAGUCUUGUUCUGCUCUUCUGUGUGCAGCUGUCAAUAAAUUUGAAAGGUUUCAAUUUUUCUGCCAAAGAUGAAGCUGUUUUUGUUUUGUUUUUUUUACUAAAAUGUUGAAUUGAUUGUGUUAAAUUUGCAAUAAAUUGAAAAGUUUCCCUGCUAUACUUUUA